AUGAAUAGCAUAGCAUGCAACAACGGCAUCGCCCGCCGAGUCGAACUCGAACGCCUGCAACGCCUGCAACGCCUGCGCACGGUCGAAGCGGAAGUGCGGUCGGCAGAGGCCCUCGUGCGCUCGAUGCGCGGACAAGGGCGUGUCCUGCGUCUAUCCGCAGCCAAGCAGGGCACAUGCUGCUCCUUCGUCACGGCCAGCAAGGUUGAAGCACUUGCAGGCGACCUCAUGCUAGUGGACUUCCCACUCAUACACAAUGGCUUUGCUUCCUCGCCGCUCAUUCCAAUGCCAAGUACACCAGCAAAAACAGCAUGGUUCCUUGCCCCCGAGACGUGGAAGAUAUCCUAUCGACCCGACGUAGCCACAUCAGCCGAUGUAGGCGUCACCACCGCAAUGAUGAAGUGGUACAUCGCAACCCUGCAGUCCUGGUUCAAGCGCUGGAUCACAGCCGGCAGCAACCCCUUCAUCCACACCCGUCUGUACAGCGUCAGCUUUCCGGCGUCCGUGCAGAUCGCCUACGCCACGCUGGCAAGCUACAUCCACCGCACGCCGGCGAACACGGAAACCAUCCUCCAGAUCGUAGAGGAUCGGUCGAAUGCUCUGUUGCACGAGAACGGGGUCGCGCUGGAGUUGAAUGAUGGAGGGGAGGAGUGGGUGGCCAUGGACAUGGACAGGGGAGACCGGGAUAAAGACAUCGAGCUGGACCUCGUCGCCCAACUCGCAAGGCUGCACGCCCUCAUAACCUACCAGAUCAUCGGCCUUUUGGACGGCGACAUCCGCGCCCGGUACGUCGCGCAGGGCCACAUAGCCGUGCAGGAGAGAUGGGCCCAUACACUCCUCCACGCGGCUGCAAGGGCAUUCUCAAGCGAUAACCUCGACACAGUCCCAAUCCAGCCGGCUACUUCUACCUACCACUCGUCAUCCCCCCAGCAAGACUGGCACCUCUGGAUCCUCGCCGAGAGCAUCCGACGCACCUGGCUUGUAGCAAUGAGCCUCUCGCGCGUCUUCGCCGCGCUGCAGCAGCGCUGGGCGACGUGCCCGGGGUCCAUCAUGUACACGAACCGCGCUGGGCUCUGGGAUGCAGAGAGCGCGCUUGAGUGGGAGGAGUGCGUGGGCUUGGGAGGGAUGGCUCUGCAGCGCUUUGAGUGUGCUUCGCUGCUUGGUAUGGGGCCUGGGGGUGUUGAUGAGUUUGGGAUGGCGAUGUUGGGUAUGGCGGUUAGGGGGGAGGUGUUGGAGGGGUGGAGGGUGGAUGGAGGGAGGUAG
Molecule: messenger RNA, 1260 nt
Organism: Aspergillus mulundensis
Lineage: Eukaryota; Fungi; Ascomycota; Eurotiomycetes; Eurotiales; Aspergillaceae
Exons: 2
Coding region: 1-1260 (419 amino acids)
Source: RefSeq, a predicted model, not a curated record